Messenger RNA from Salmo salar (Atlantic salmon), 5205 nucleotides. Its product is annotated as tyrosine--tRNA ligase, mitochondrial. Gene Ontology annotation, cellular component: nucleus; cytoplasm; mitochondrion. Gene Ontology annotation, biological process: G1/S transition of mitotic cell cycle; negative regulation of cyclin-dependent protein serine/threonine kinase activity; negative regulation of mitotic cell cycle. NCBI's taxonomy places the organism in Eukaryota, Metazoa, Chordata, Actinopteri, Salmoniformes, Salmonidae. The record is from RefSeq and is a predicted model, not a curated record. Gene Ontology annotation, molecular function: tyrosine-tRNA ligase activity; protein-folding chaperone binding; cyclin-dependent protein serine/threonine kinase inhibitor activity.
AGCACAAUGACCAAUCAAAACCUACCCACUUGGCUAAAACUAGCCCCCCAAAAAUGUUCAUAGGAAGAGAGUAGUUGCCACAUGAGGGAGAAGUAUGUAGCUAGCUAGUGCUGUUAGUUGUUCUCACAUCACUUGUCAUUACAUGUGUGUGUGUGCUGGUGCUGCUCUCCUCUCACUCACUCAGCUGCCUGUGGCCUGCAACACUCUCAACUCACAUCCUUCCAGCCCUCCCCACCAUUCACUCAGCUGCCUGUGGCCUGCAACACUCUCAACUCACACCCUUCCAGCCCUCCCCACCACUCACUCAGCUGCCUGUGGCCUGCAACACUCUCAACUCACACCCUUCCAGCCCUCCCCACCACUCACUCAGCAACAGCCUGCCUCACAGCCUGAUAGUCUGCAGCGCAGGUCACAGUGAAAUCAAUCAUGUUUUUUUAAGAGAAAUGCCAUGGCAGCUGCGGUGCAAUUUCGAAGUAGCCCAAAAAAACGCAACUAAUACAUUUUGACCCGCAACAUCUUUUUUAAAGUAGCCAAAUUUUGCGGGAAACAUGCGGACAUGGAAACCCUGCUGGAGAAUCCAGUGGAACUGGUCCUGCUUAUCAGAGCCUUCUAUUUAGAACUAAACAGAGGGGUGUUCUAGGAAGCAGGUUUGAGGAGUUAGCGAGGUAACUUUGGUCGACUCUGAGUACAAUUCGGGAAAUCCGGUCAUACGAAAGUGACUCACCUUUUAGCCAGCAAAAUUUCUAUGGCAUCAAAUCCUGCAGAACUAACCUCCUCCGGGGCUGGCUAACUCCACUUAACCUGAAUGAAAUUACUUUUCCGGAGUUGAGGACCAAUGAAAUCAGAUUCCCUCUCUUGCAAAGAUUGCGUCGUCAUCCCCUACAGGAUUAAGUGCUUUGCUUAAGGGCUAGAUUAGGGUUAGAUUUUUUGGCUCUGGUAUUCAAACUAGCGACCUUUCUGUUACUGGUCCAAUGCUCUAACCUGGAGGAUGCCUGCCGCUCAUCUAGGAUCAGAUCUAUGAUUUAAAAGGCCAACUAGAUCCGCACACCUCUUAGGUUGAUGAAUUAGACUGUGAUAUCAUUUUCUGGUGUACAGCCUGAAACUAAGUAGCAGAAAGUUUCCUUAACAAGCCAGAAUGUUCAAUAGAAUUACACUACACUCUUAACAGUUUGCUUGGUUCUUCAGUGGGUCGAAUUAUCCACAAAGUAUUAUUUACCUGCACUGCUGAAUACAUUUCUAUCACAUUCACGUCAUUUAGCAGACACUCUUAUCCAGAGCCACUUACAAUAGAGUGCAUGCAUUUUCAUACUCUUUAAUACUGGUCCCACAUGGGAAUCGAACCCACAAUCCUGGCGUUGCAAGCACAGUGCUAUACCAACUGAGCCACACAGGACUCAGUUGGUAGAGGAUGCAAGACUUCGGUCAGUAUGCAUGCACGGGCAAACACAUUUAGCUUGCCACACACCGUCCUGUCAUCUUUUGUGACAGACGAGGGGCGUUUUAGGUUAUUUUCCUUUGUAAAUGUGCAAACCUACUAUGAGACACUUUGUGAACAUGGGACCUGAUAUUAGUACCUGAGUUUAGCCUAUCCAUGGUGAUGUUGGAGACUGAGUCAGUGGUGGUUGUGCUACCUGCCGGUAUCUGAAGCUGUUCACCUUCCUACCCCUGGCCGAGGUGGAGCGGGUGAUGGAGCAGCAGAGACAGGAGCCAGGCAAACGGGCCGCACACAAACCUCUCGCCGCCGAAGUCACCAAACUGGUCCACGGCAAUGAGGGCAAAAGGUGCAUCAAUGCCCGGUACCACAGUAACCUUCAGGCCCUGGAGCAGAUGCGUGAUGCUGAGCUGCAGGAGCUCUUCAGAGAUGCCCCGUUCCAUGAGCUGCUGCUGGAGCCAGGGACCACAAUACUGGAUGCCUGCCGCAGGGCAGAGGACAUCCCUCAGGGGCCCAAAGGGUGUCACAUGGUUUCAGAAGGAGCGGUAUGGAUCAACCACAGUAAGACAGACAGCCCAGAACAGGUACUGACCCCCGGCCAGCACAUCCUGGCCAAUGGACUGUCUCUCCUCAGAGUGGGAAAAAAGAACUUCCACAUCAUCAGGUGGCUCAAUCUGUGAGCGGGGCUGGGACCUUAUCACUUCUAUGCACUGUCUGUGUACUGGAGGUAGGACAGCAAGCAGGGAGGCUUAGGUGAAGAGAGCUGGAUAUUGGAAAUAGACCUGUAUUGUUUCAAUAUAUCCCUGCUGAUAUCUAGGAGAGGAUUUAGUGCACUAUAUAUGUGUGGAUUCAAUGAUACUGUAAUAUAUAAAAUAUAUUUGGUGAAAGGCUUUUGUCUUGUUAGUUGUAUGUUACGUACUGUGUAUGUGAACGGUUUUAUUUUUGUGAUCGUUAGAUAUUAGAUAACCGAUUUGCCUAGUACCUAAUUUCACAACAAGGGGUCAGUGCAGUCUUCCCUUUAAAUGAGAAGUGAGUAAAAGCUCCUUCAGACACCCUGUAGCAAAGCUUGACUAUAAGACCCUAGUUACAUCCAAAAAUUACAUUUACAUUGCAAAAUAUCUUACAGCUAAAAUAGAUGAAUAUUUUGACAUUUUAAAAAGGGCAAUAGCAAUAGGUAAUUAAAAACAGGUGGACAAGAUGUGUAGGUUUGUCACAUUUAGAUAUGGGUGAAAUAAAAAAUGAUUCACUCUUACUAUAAUCGUUCUAUUGCAAAUGGCCAAUGAGUUAUAAUUUAUUUAAGUAGUUAUUAAUUGAUGGUUUGAUAAUUAAUUGUAAAUUGUCUAAUUGCGUUAUCCUGCAGAAAAUAUUGUUUUCCCAAUGAGAAAUGCUUGCCACUACUCGAAUACCAUCCCUCCUUUUGCUGGGGUGUACACUGGUGACCUUGACUGAGCUCAGAUAAGUCAAUAUUCACAUCUGUUUAAUGGAGAGAAAUAAAUGGUUACCACCAUGUAAAAUAAUUAAAAUGUUAAGAUUUGAUUAGCUUUUUAGAAUGUUUGACAGAUUCAUGACAAUGACAACCUACUCCAAGAGACAAAAUGCUUCAGACUGGCUUGUGUAUUUUCAAAUGUUUCAAAUCAUUAAGGUGGUAUUACAAUUCCACAUUUAUUGAAAAACUAUUAUAAUUCUCAAAUAAAAUUAGAUAUAAACUGUAUAUUUAUUGUUCUAUUUUGGUGCUAAAGAUCGAGACCAUUGACAUUAAAAUAUUUUCUCAACAUAAACAAAUGAAUAAUGCAUACAUUAAGUUUCCUUAUAAUGGCCCUUUAUUUAUUUACAUCCAUAGCUAAAAUGUUAAAUUCUUAUAGUGAUUAUGGCUACAGCCGUUACAAGGUAACAUGUAUAGAAAUGUGACAAUGUUGCAAAGCCUUUGUAACGUGCAUGAUCGCCUUAAGAGAAUUGGGCGGGCCUACGUUUUUUUAACCAAUGAAUUCCCUUCUUCGUUUUAAAUAGCUCUGUGUCAAUCAGUUUUUCCCCCAGUCAGCUUCCCCUCAAUCGCCAUAUUGGGUACUGAAAAGACCCCUCGUCCCAAAAUAAAAGGUCACACAGUAGUUCGAAUGAAGUUACUCCUUGCCCAGGCUUGACGCAUUCAGUAGAAAAAACACCCAGGAAAGCCAGUCCCAGGACUCAAACGUGAAGAUGACAAAGAGCUGAAAAUGUAUUUCCCCUUUUUGUCAUGGAAACCUAAGUGUUCGGUGAUUUUGAAGAGGAACUACAAAGAAAACGAAACAUAUCAAUUCUCCCUAAGGAUGGGGACGCUGUGCAAGCACUGAAUAUAAACACUAAAGUUCUGGCACUCAUAAAGUUACUGCCUCUAAAAGCAGUCGAUGUAGCAGUGUGCAAUUAGGUUUUAUUUCCUUUUUUGCUUCUUUUUUUCUUUUUUUUAUUUUUUUUUACUACCUGUGUAUAUAUUUAUUUUCAUAUGUAGCACAUAAAACAUUAUGAUUGGGGAGAAGAAAAAAAACGAUGUAAAAGGCAUGAAUUUGACUUGAAGAAUUGCAGUGUAGUUUUGUUUCCAAAAUGCUGUUUAUAAAUCCUGAUCCAUUUAAAAAAUGAUUGGAUUAAAUAAUUGUUCCUCAUCAAAGUAUCCUCAUAGGUCAUCUGUAUGUAGGGAGAGAUUGAUGGUACAUAAUGUGUAGCCUUGUUUUUUGGGGGUCAUUUAAGUGUCACACAACGUGGGUUCUCAGCCACCCCACGAAAACAAUGCCUCAAAUAAUGAUACAUUUCUGUUAUGACUAAAAAAGUAAUAUGUGAAGUCAGCCAAUAUUUAUUGUAUUUUGUUGAAAAUCUGUAGGCCUAUGCCGGUCACUUAAAUUCUGGAAUAUUUUGUUUUUUUUACAAGUCUUCCUCUUCACCAUUUUUUUGAAAGUGUAGCUAAUUUAUUUUUCUGAAGUGGUGUAGGGUACUAAUUUGCUGAAGGAUAAAGUAUCUGUUAACUGUACUGGUAGUAUUAAUCAACUUCAUCCUCUCCCUGACAUACUCGUGUCUUUCAGUUUAACGGUUCUUAAUAUUUUUUUAAACGUUUAGGCCUUUUUAUGUUUGAAAUGUCCUACAAUACCAAAUACAUGGUUGCUUCAAUACGUCUGUGUCGACGCUUUCACCAUCAGGUGGCCUUGGCAUUGUACUCCUGUUUGAUACAGAAAGAUCAUUUAAUUUGUUAAUCUCCCCCUUCUCCCAGACAUUGUUAGUGCAGAUCAUGCAAAUGUAGCUUCUAAAAUAACUUUAAUUUCACCCAUUUUACAAUCAGUCUUUGUUCAGAGGCUAAGAAUUGUCUCAAAGUAGUCACUCUGCCCGUGUAAAUCUAUUAAGUGUACAUAACUUUGUAAAAACACUGAGAAAUUAUACUAACUUAUUUAUGUCAAGCUUUUUUUAUGUAGAAUAAAAUGGGGUUUUGAUCAAGGUUAUCCAAAGUGGCAUUUACAUAUAUUUUUUUUGUAAGCAUAUUUUUUGGUAGUUUUUAUUUUAUCAAAAAAGGUUGCAACCUGAGCCUGAUUUAAAAUAUUUGAUGUGCAUUUUUCAAUGUGUGAUUUAAGAUGUGUUGCAAUCAAUUAAAACAGAAGAUAAAUCGUUAUCUGAUUUGUUGGUCAUGUUUGCACUGUUGAAAGGAACCUCUUCAGCCUGCACACGGUCACACUCUUUCUCUCAGCGAGUAUACAGCAUAACGAUUUUAAUGUAUUUCCAUUACGCUAAUAAAUAAUCCAUAUCCGUGUCCUUCAUAA